Messenger RNA from Solanum tuberosum (potato), 2972 nucleotides. Its product is annotated as probable copper-transporting ATPase HMA5. NCBI's taxonomy places the organism in Eukaryota, Viridiplantae, Streptophyta, Magnoliopsida, Solanales, Solanaceae. The record is from RefSeq and is a predicted model, not a curated record. The transcript has 6 exons. Gene Ontology annotation, cellular component: membrane. Bases 209 to 2881 code for a protein of 890 amino acids. Gene Ontology annotation, biological process: monoatomic cation transport. Gene Ontology annotation, molecular function: ATP hydrolysis activity; ATPase-coupled monoatomic cation transmembrane transporter activity; metal ion binding.
UAAUGGUAAAGUUGUUUUGUAUAACCUAUAGAUUCAAGCUUCAAGUCGUGUUCUUUAGUCAUUCAUGUUUGUGUCAGGAUAAGUUGUUUAUAUCACACCUUCUAAGGAUGUGGUCCUUUCCGAACCUAUGUGAACGUGGGAUAAUUUCUGCACUGAGCUGCCAAACUAUAGUAUAGUAUAUCACAUAUAUAACACUAACACAGAUGAGAUGAUCCGCGAGACUAUAGAAGACGUUGGAUUUCAGUCUAAUAAGUUGAGUGAAGAGGAGAUGCAUCAUGAGAAGUCCUCACAAGUAUGCAGGAUUCAAGUGAAUGGAAUGACUUGUACUUCAUGCUCCACAACUCUUGAAUCAGCAUUGCAGGUAAUCCCUGGUGUACAAAAAGCACGAGUCGCGUUAGCAACUCAAGAAGCUGAAAUCUGUUAUGAUCCUAAAAUAGUUGAGUGUAAUCAGUUGUUGGAAGCUAUUGGAAAUACAGGAUUUGAAGGCAUAUUGAUUAGUACAGGAGGAGAUAGUAGUCGAAUACUGCUUAAAGUUGAUGGAGUUGAUACUGAGAAUUGUGUUAAACUGAUACAGAAUUCCCUUCUUGCAAUACAAGGAGUUCAAGAAAUAGACUUUGACCUGCAGCUCAAGAAGUUAUCGGUCUCUUAUACAGCAGAUGUAACAGGACCUAGAGACUUUAUUCGCGCUAUUGAAUCAACUGAAUCAGGAUGUUUCAAGGCAUGUAUAUUUCCUCAGGGAAGAGAAAGAGAAGAACAUAGACAACACGAAAUCAGGCAAUAUUAUAAAGCGUUUAUUUGGAGUUUAGCAUUUACAAUUCCUGUGUUUUUUACUUCCAUGGUGUUUAUGUACAUUCCUGGUCUGAAGAAUGUUUUGGAGACUAAGGUUGCCAACAUGCUAACCGUUGGACAGGUUGUGAGAUGGGUAUUAUCUACACCAGUACAGUUCAUCAUUGGUCGAAAAUUCUAUGUUGGUGCUUAUAUUGCCUUAAGCCAUGGUUAUGCUAACAUGGAUGUUCUUAUUGCAUUAGGAACAAAUGCAGCAUAUUUUUAUUCAGUCUAUUCUGUACUAAGAGCUGCUACUUCUCCAACUUUCAAAGCCAGUGACUUUUUCGAGACUAGCUCGAUGCUUAUCUCGUUCAUUCUACUAGGAAAAUAUUUGGAAGUUUUGGCUAGAGGAAAGACAUCUGAGGCCAUUGCCAAGCUUAUGGAUUUAGCCCCAAAGACUGCAACACUGCUAACUCUAGAUGACAAAGGCAAUGUGCUGAAUGAGGAAGAAGUUGAUAGCCGAUUGAUACAAAAGAACGAUGUGAUUAAAACCAUUCCAGGCUCGAAAGUAGCCUGUGAUGGUCUUGUCAUCCGGGGACAAAGCCAUAUAAACGAAAGCAUGAUAACAGGAGAAUCUCGUCCGGUCACUAGAAAGACGGGUGACAUGGUGAUUGGAGGGACUUUAAAUGAGAAUGGGGUGUUACACAUCAAGGCAACAAGGGUUGGGUCAGAAACUGCUCUAUCGCAGAUUGUUCGGUUGGUUGAAUCAGCACAAAUGGCUAAAGCUCCUGUGCAAAGAUUUGCUGAUCACAUUUCCAAAUACUUUGUGCCUAUUGUCAUUGCUCUCUCAUUUUGUACUUGGGUUUCUUGGUUUUUAGCUGGAACUUUUAAUUCUUAUCCAAGAACUUGGAUUCCUUCUUCCAUGGAUAGCUUUGAGCUUGCCCUGCAGUUUGGCAUUUCUGUUAUGGUGGUAGCUUGCCCCUGUGCGCUCGGCCUAGCUACUCCCACGGCAGUUAUGGUUGGUACUGGAGUUGGCGCUUCCCUUGGUGUCCUUAUUAAAGGUGGUCAGGCAUUGGAAAGUGCACAAGAGGUAAACUGUAUAGUUUUUGACAAGACUGGCACUCUUACUAUUGGCAAACCUAUGGUUGUCAAUACUAGGCUUUUCAAAAUUAUGGUACCUCAAGAAUUCUAUGAACUUAUUGCUGCUGCUGAGGUAAAUAGUGAUCACCCCUUAGCCAAAGCAAUUGUUGAGUACGCGAAAAAAUUAAGAGGAGGUGAGGAGAACCUUGCCUGGCCUGAAGCCUCGGACUUCGAGUCGAUAACUGGCCAUGGUGUGAAAGCUAUCAUCUGUAACAAAGAAGUGAUUUUGGGGAAUAAAAGCUUGAUGAUGGAGCAAGGCAUUGCCAUUCCAGUUGAAGCUGAAGAAGCAUUAGCAGAAGCAGAAGGACAGGCUCAAACCGGCAUACUUGUAUCUAUCGAUAAAGAGCUGAUUGGUGUUCUUUCUGUUUCUGAUCCGUUGAAGCCAGAGGCUCCAGAAGUCAUCUCCAUUCUCAAAUCCAUGAACGUUGAGAGCAUGAUAGUAACUGGUGACAACUGGGGAACAGCAAAUGCUAUAGCCAAGCAGGUUGGAAUUGAGAGGAAAAAUGUUGUUGCAGAAGCCAAACCUGAACAGAAAGCUGAAAAAGUGAAGGAACUACAGGAUUUAGGCAAAGUUGUGGCAAUGGUAGGAGAUGGAGUUAAUGACUCACCGGCACUUGUGGCUGCUGAUGUAGGAAUAGCAAUUGGUGCAGGUACAGAUAUAGCAAUCGAGGCAGCUGACAUUGUUCUUAUGAAAAGUAGCUUGAAAGAUGUAAUAACAGCAAUCGAUCUUUCUAAGAAAACAUUCCGGAGAAUCCAUCUCAACUACUUCUGGGCUUUGGGAUAUAAUCUCCUCGGCAUCCCAAUUGCUGCUGGCGUCCUGUUCCCAUCUACUCAUUUCCGCUUACCACCAUGGAUUGCCGGGGCUGCAAUGGCUGCCUCUUCAGUCAGUGUAGUUUGCAGCUCUCUUCUGCUGAAAAACUACAAGAAACCUAAGAAACUGAAUACUCUUGACUUACAAGGUAUCACAGUUGAGUAAUUCUUGGCUGUUAACUUAGCAGUUAACAAAACUGUCUAAAUUUUUGUCCACUGGGAGAAAAGAUACAGUCAAUGGAUUAUUUACUGGUAAA